Messenger RNA from Lytechinus pictus (painted urchin), 2871 nucleotides. Its product is annotated as histamine N-methyltransferase-like. Lineage: Eukaryota; Metazoa; Echinodermata; Echinoidea; Temnopleuroida; Toxopneustidae. The transcript has 5 exons. Bases 67 to 984 code for a protein of 305 amino acids. The record is from RefSeq and is a predicted model, not a curated record.
CAAAGUCCAACUGGCAUAACAGAUAAACAAAUCCACUGGAGCUUGACAAAAUUAUAUUGCCGCAAAAUGAAGUUCUUGUUGCUAGACGAGGAUCGGCACAAUGACGCCUAUAAGACAAUGUUAGAGAGGAUGGAACGAAGAAGAUGGUCCGAGGAAUGGGCCAACAAUGUGUUUCCAGGGGCCAUUGUACAGAAGUUAGCAUCGAAGCCUAAACAAGGGGCUGACGAUCGCGCUUAUCGUUCACUCGGUGUAGGCACAGGGAACGGAGAGUAUGAACUGCACCUCCUGAAGCAGCUUUCAUCCAGGUUUCCUCGAAUCAAGCAUGUAGUCAUCGAACCAUCUCAUGAAUUCAUCCAGGAAUACCAGACCGAAGCAGCAACGACUUCUUUCAAUGGUUCCAUUGAGUUUGAAUGGUAUGAGGGGACCUUUCAGGGGUACAAAGAAAAGACACUUGAUAGUGCCGAUGGUAGAUUCGAUUUUAUCAGCGCCAUACACAGUUUGUAUUACGUGGAGAACGCAAGAGAGACAGUAAAAUUACUCUACGACUGUCUUGCCCCUGGAGGUAUGAUGAUGAUCGAAAUGAGUGAUGACAAAUCCAGUGGACAGAGGAUGUUUGCAGAUUUUCCAGAACUGCAGCAAAUGUUCACCCUCAAAAAUUGGGUCACCUAUUCCGAUGUGACUGGCGCCCUCCACGACAUGAACAUACCAUUCUCCCGUCUUGUGAACCCAAUUUUCUUUGACAUUACUGACGUCUUCGAUGAAACUUCGAGGGAGGGAAACCUUUUGUUAGAUUUUUUCACUCAUGUUUCCAACUUUCGCCAGACUGCUGAUAGUGACCUGGUCAAGAGAGUUCUACAAUUUUUAAAGAGGAAGUCUAAGGAGCACAUGACCAAUAGUGAGGGAGCGGACAGCGUAGAAAGCGAUCGACUCAAACUAAGACGAAUAUGGGAAACUUUGAUCAUUGAAAAGCCACCUAAAGACUAGAACACCUCAUCAGUAAUUUUGUUACGAUACUUCUAGUCUUGCAAAAAUGUCAAAUGAAUCUUUAAAAGGGUCCAAGAUGGGAAAAAUUGAAACCCUGUGACUGUGGAACACAGACAAGGGACCAUUAGCGGCUUCUGUCUGCCCGCCAUUCGCAAGUUUAUAACUAAGCCUGGGUCGUGUUUCACAAAGCUGUUCGUAAAGUUACACACGACUUUACGCACGACUGAAACAUGUUCGACUGGUACUUAUUUUCUUUAUAUCAAGAAUGAACUUGGCCUUUGAACAUCAUGUAAUUUUAUAUUGUAAAAGAAAGCCAAAGAAAGAAAGAAUGCUCUUUUUUAACUAUAAAUACAACAUAAUUAUAAUGGCGUCUUGCAAAUGCUGCAAUCGUCUUCGUCGCCAUCCUCCUCAUCAAUUCUUGCUUUUGUAAUAUGAUUGUAUCCAUAUUUUGUAUAGUGAAGUUAAAAGUUGAAUUAAUGUAGGGUUACUAUGGUAACGAACAGAACGUGAUAUAUUUCAUCAUGUAUGUUAGAAGUGUAUUUAAAAAUCUACUGAAACAUAUCUUUUCAAACAACAAAACAAUUAAGCUGUUGCAAUGACCAGUUAUCUGUUAUUAUCUUGCUACUUCAUUUAUUGAUUUGUUGUUAUAUAAUUACCUCUGAAUGUUAUACACUUAUAAUAAUUCAUACUUUGUUACUAUUUACAUUUGCUAUGUUUUACUUGUUUCGUUUACCUUCAGUUUAAGUUGUAAAGCGAAACCGCAUUGUAUUAAGCGCUAUAUAAAAGCUCAAUAUUAUAUUGUUUUUUUAGCUUCGGGUGACAUUAGGGAGCCCGGACAUGUGUAUAAAGUGACAAAUUCAGUAUUCGACGUGAAGAUUCGGCGUUAAGAUAUGAAACUCAAGUAUAUGAAAUACAGAUAAAAAUUACAAAAAGUGAAUUAGUUUUUAUUUCUGAAAUGUUUUUACGAUGAGCAUAUGUCGGUCUUCGGAUCGUUUGUCCUCGUUUUAACUGAAAAAAAUCUAGGCAUUCAUACCAAUUGGUCCAGCAGUGUAUACAUCCAGAACCAUCUAUUGUCAUGACAUCUUCCAUGUAGGCUUAACUGAGAAGAGGAGGGGUGGGGGGUGGGGGGCUCUGAGAGUGUCCUAAGAAAAAAAAUACAUUGAGCCCUGUUGCGGGUUGCGAUUUUUUCCCGCCAGUACUUGUGUACCCGACGCGAGAGGGCAGUACCGUAGCCGUAAUUUUUCAUGAAUAAGUCUAUGCGAAUAAGGUUUAUUUAGUCAGACAAUGCCUCAUGAGUAUUCGAAACGAUAAGAUCAGCUCGUUUAGUAUUCAGUAAGCCUAUCCUGCGAUCAAGUUCACUGACGCAGGUUCGAGUCUCGCCCAGAACGAUUAUUCAAAGAAUUUUAUAAAAUUAAACAUUGAUGCAAGACUCUAAAGAAAAUACAAGUCCAAGAUUUGUAGUCUGAUUCAAAGCCUUAAAAGCCCUCUCGUGUCGGUUGCAUAAGUACUGACGGGAAAAAAAUCACUUCCGGGUUUGGUCUAGAAGGUAAAAAAAAACACCUUAAAAAGCCCGGCCGCAAAAGUAGGGAGGGGAUCAGAAGUUUCAAAGCUGAGUUUAUUCAACCAAAUCAUAAACAUCAAACAAAUACAAACAAAAUGUUUAUACUUAGACAAUAAAUGAAACGUUUGAACCCCUGAGAAGCUCUGAUUGUGAUUUGGGGCCCAACAUAAUUGUACACAUUAAAAGUAUUUUACAUUACAAGGUAUAUACCAAAUGCGGGGUGAAAAGUAAACUUAGCUGGCAAUCAUUCCAUCUACACGCACACCCUCACACACAAACGAGCACCCUAUCCCCACACAAUAUCGUAAUUCAGAUAAAAAAACAAA